Molecule: messenger RNA, 966 nt
Organism: Anopheles marshallii
Lineage: Eukaryota; Metazoa; Arthropoda; Insecta; Diptera; Culicidae
Product: solute carrier family 25 member 44
Exons: 1
Coding region: 1-966 (321 amino acids)
Biological process (GO): transmembrane transport; branched-chain amino acid catabolic process
Cellular component (GO): mitochondrion
Molecular function (GO): branched-chain amino acid transmembrane transporter activity
Source: RefSeq, a predicted model, not a curated record
AUGGCAGACGGUGGGACCAGUGGAACAUUUCUGCGCACCAUCGAGUGGGACAUGAUGGACAAGCGGAAAUUCUUCCCACUCUCGAUGCUCAGCUCAUUCUCGGUUCGCUGUGCUCUAUACCCGUUGACGGUAAUCAAAACCCAGCUACAGGUACAGUUCCGCAACGACAUCUACAAGGGUAUGAUCGAUGCCGGUAUUAAGAUCUAUCGAGCCGAGGGUGUGCCGGGGCUGUACCGGGGAUUUUGGAUUUCUUCGGUGCAAAUCGUGAGCGGUGUGUUCUAUAUCAGCACGUACGAAGGCGUCCGGCAUGUGCUGGGCCAGUACGGUGCAAACCAGCGCGCCAAAUCACUCGUAGCCGGCGGUUGCGCAUCACUCGUUGGCCAAACCAUUAUCGUACCAUUCGAUGUGAUUUCACAGCACGCAAUGGUACUCGGGAUGGGUGCGCACGGCGGUAAGAACGGUGCGGUCAAUCCGCUCGGUAUCAACUUCGACAAGGGUAGCAGCCGGUUACGAAUUACGCGUGAUAUUGCGCGCGAAAUUCUCCGCCGCGAUGGUGUGCGUGGAUUUUACCGCGGGUAUACGGCGAGCCUGAUGGCGUACGUACCAAAUUCGGCAAUGUGGUGGGCCUUCUAUCAUUUGUACCAGGACGAGCUGCUAAAAAUCGUACCACCGUGGGUAUCUCAUCUGUUUGUGCAGUGUGUAGCCGGUAGCUUCGGUGGCUUCACCACAACCAUCAUAACGAAUCCGCUCGAUAUAGUGCGAGCGCGAUUACAGGUACAGCGGCUCGAUUCGAUGAGUGUCGCUUUCCGGGAGCUGUGGCACGAGGAACAUUUUCAUAUGUUCUUUAAGGGACUAACGGCACGGCUUGUGCAAUCGGCCGCGUUUUCCUUCAGCAUCAUCCUCGGGUACGAAACGAUCAAACGAGUAUCGGUUAACGAGCAGUACCGGCACAUGAUCAAGUGGUAA